CUGCUUUUAUUUACAGUUUAUAAUAUUGCUGUGCAAGCAUGGGAAGAAGCCGUCAAGGAAGUGUUAUCUGCUGCUCUACCAGAGGCUGCAAAUGACAAGACGUUUUUGAGUGAAGUCAUAGCUUAUGAUUUUUCACAGGAAACAAGUCAAAGAGAGUUUCAAGAUAUUCACGAUGAGCUCAAUCGCCAAUGUGAGGAACUCUCGGCGGAAAUUGUGGAGAACCGUUUCAUUCGAAUGGAUUUGGAGCAUCAACUUCAGGAAGCAAAUGAUGUUAUUGAGGUUUUGUCUGCGAUUAUAACGCAACUACAGCAGAUUUCCCCUGAUACUGUAGAGGACUCUGAUUAUGUCUCAAGCUCCAAUAUAGCUAGUUUGCCUGCGGAAUAA
Molecule: messenger RNA, 384 nt
Organism: Cooperia oncophora
Lineage: Eukaryota; Metazoa; Nematoda; Chromadorea; Rhabditida; Trichostrongylidae
Source: the annotation of a GenBank genome assembly